Drosophila elegans is the source of this 1043-nucleotide messenger RNA. RefSeq lists its product as uncharacterized. The transcript has 2 exons. The record is from RefSeq and is a predicted model, not a curated record. Lineage: Eukaryota; Metazoa; Arthropoda; Insecta; Diptera; Drosophilidae. The coding region runs from base 226 to 729 and encodes 167 amino acids.
CUUGACAUAAUUGGUCUCAAUAAAGUAGUUUUAAAGUUUAUUUUUGUUUUUUAUACUUUUGUGAGGACGCUCAAGGCGCCGACGUGGCACAGCGAUCCACUGAGAUCGGUCUCUUUCUUUUGCGGCAGCCGAACAGAACGGACCACCAGUAAAACUCAGCGGAAGGAACCAGCAGACGGCGACAUCAGAUCAAGCUCAGGAAAACAACCACAUUCAACAACGGACAUGGAACCCGAGGAUCCCUAUCAAGUGGAGGGAGGAUACCGACCCGCUGACGACCGAGAAGGCUCCGAAACCGACAGUAGUGGAGAGUCCCAAGGCCACGACUCGGUCUUGUCCACCCACAGCCCGACUACACCCGGCCUAUCCAUCCCCUCCGCGGUUUUGGACCGAUUCCUGGGAACCCCAGCGCCGGCGGCAUUCCAAAGCGGGGAUGAAAGUCUGGACCUCCAGCUAUGCAUAACCGGCGGAGAGCAGCUCGAAGUACGCCAGGCUCUCCAGGAGGACCGAGCGGAGGACUCAGCUCGGGAUACACCAGACUGGAUCGAGGCCCCAGAAGACUGGAGGGUGGACACCCCGGACCGCCGUCUGCCCCCCGCUCUCGUCGCAUCCGUCCAGGCUCAGGAUCGCCGGCGCGUGCGAUAUCUCCGCAAAAUCGAUGGCGCUAAAUUUCGCAUCAACGUGACCGCUCGGGGAGAAGUCAUCGUGGCCCUCCGCCCACUUCUUUAAACACCCCAAAGUAAAGGGGGGGUGUGAGGACGCUCAAGGCGCCUCACAUUUUCCCACUCAAACAAACCCAAGCGUACAAAAACAAGCGUGCCGAUGUGGGACAGCGAUCCACUGAGAUCGGUCUCUUUCUUUUGCGGCAGCCGAACAGGACGGACCACCAGCAAAACUCAGCGGAAGGAACCAGCAGACGGCGACAUCAGAUCAAGCUCAGGAGUAAGAUAAGCAACAGAGAUCAGAGGCAGGCAGUGCCUCUGAUUCGCAAUGAGUGCGAAGUUCAGGGAAAAUACGAGAAUAAAUUAAAGGAAGAUAAAUUG